Messenger RNA from Corythoichthys intestinalis (scribbled pipefish), 2443 nucleotides. RefSeq names its product SUMO specific peptidase 2 (gene senp2). Gene Ontology annotation, molecular function: deSUMOylase activity. Lineage: Eukaryota; Metazoa; Chordata; Actinopteri; Syngnathiformes; Syngnathidae. Gene Ontology annotation, biological process: protein desumoylation; proteolysis. The transcript is spliced from 17 exons. Bases 190 to 1908 code for a protein of 572 amino acids. Gene Ontology annotation, cellular component: nucleus. The record is from RefSeq and is a predicted model, not a curated record.
GGUAGAGUUGAGCACGUAUGCCUAACAUACAUCGCGACACCGAUGCCGUAAACGAAGAUAUGAUAGUUUAGCUUCCGCUACCAUCGUGUCGAACAUUAUUUUUCUUGUUUAGCUACUAUCGCGAGACCGAGAAAGACAGUCCUGGCCCGUGUCGGGGACCCGCUUGCCAUUUUCUCGUAUUUGUCUGGGAUGUAUGGAUGGAUAUUUGACGGAAUCUCGUCGUUGUUCGAGCCCGCCACGGGGCAAAACAGCCAAGCUAAUAACGGGGAGCUGACGAGCACGUUAGCGCGGCGGCGAGAGAGCCACGACAGACCCGCCAAGAGAAACUACCAAAGUGUUGAUGCAGAAGAAAGUGUUGGCCUGAGUGAGCACGUUGCGGCAAAACGACGAAGGCGAGAUGUGGUGGUAAAUUUUGUCAAGAAGACUGUAGCCGGGGUUGCAAGUUUGCUCCGUUUGCGCAAACCACAAAUAUCAAGCCCCAAUGUGCACGGACACUUAAGGGACACGCAGCCUGGAAUCGAUGAGCUGCACACCCCAUGGCUGAAUAGCCCUGAGUGGAGAAUGGACAAACCAGGGAUUGCAAUGGGCGAUAAGGCUGCCCCCACGCUUUUCCAGAGGUCUUUGCCUCCAUUAAUGAAGAAAUUCAGUAAGAGUACGGCUUCUUCUGAGAGGAGAGACUGCCCUCAGCUGCUGCCUUCACGGGCUGCCGUGAACGUGGGGAAGCCCAAAGCUGACCACAAUAGUUGCAACGGCUUUGGACACAACCGCUGCCACAGGCCCAGUCUCACUGUGGAAGAGGCCAUAAAACAAAAUGACAAAGAGCACUACAGACGUCUGCUGGAGAUGGUGACAGAAAAAUACAGCAAAAGCCAACCGCUGCCUUUCAAUCAGACUAAACCACAAACUGUGCUGCUGUCCGACAGUGAACAUUCAAUGACCUGGAAGUCCUAUGAGUCGGGAUCUAAAGCAAUGAAAUACUCAGCCAACAACCCUGGCAUCUUCUCAUUGAGGCAUAUGUCUUCAAAUAAGGGCAGAUGGGCUGCCCUGCCUCUCAGCAAGUCUUACACAGAAGCACAAGAUGACAUGCAGCAUAAACCAGUGGCAGAUUUGGACAUCUCCACAGAAGUUGCCACUCGCCUCAACCUAGUGGAUCGAGUGACCCCUACCGUCGCUGCGGGAGGUUCGCACACGCUUGCGCCGCAUGUACGACACACCGACGAUGUACCCAGACUCACUAAGGAAAUGGCAGUGGAGGUGUGCGCUGCUCUAGCUCAGAGCGACCCCAACUUGGUUUUGAGUGCCGCAUUCAAGUUACGCAUCACUCAACGAGAUUUGGCAACUCUUCAGGAAGGUGGCUGGCUCAAUGAUGAGGUGAUCAACUUCUACCUUUCCCUGGUGAUGGAGAAGUGCUCGGACCCAGUGGCGGGAAUGCGGGUGUACUCGUUCAGCACCUUCUUUUACCCCAAGCUCUGUGGGCCGGCUGGCGGGCACGCGGCGGUUAAGCGCUGGACGAAAGCCGUGGAUAUUUUCCUCUACGACUUUGUACUCGUCCCGCUGCAUCUGGGCGUCCACUGGGCCUUAGCUGUGAUGGACUUGAACGCAAAAACGCUGAAGUUGUAUGACUCCAUGGGCCAAAGACACGAUGACAUUUGCCAUCUUCUGCUCGUCUACCUGAAGGACGAGCACAGAGCAAAAAAAGGCAGAGAGCUGGACUGUGGCAAGUGGGUUGUCAGCUGCAUGCGGCCUUCUGAGAUUCCUCAGCAGAAGAAUGGCAGCGACUGUGGCGUGUUUGCGUGUAAAUAUGCUCAAUACAUCGCUCAGGGAAGGCCCCUCACCUUUAGUCAGUGGCACAUGCCUCUAUUCCGGAAGUUGAUGAUUUGGGAAAUUUUGCAUCAGAAGCUGCUAUAGCAAGUUUAACCUCCUAUCAACAUCUGACACCUGGGAAGGACUUUUUGUUAAGAUAUAUUCCCCUGCUUAAUCUGAGUUUCUAUCAGAGUUGCGACAAGCUUCGAAGUUACUUAUUUUUAUUUGAAAUAUGGUUUGAAUUGGAAGUACUGCCGCAAGUGCCUUUCAAUGUUCUAACACUGAAACCGGAGAGACUGACUUUAAAUGGGGUGUUGUCAGAUUCUGGGGGGGGGGGGGGGGAAAAACGCAGUUUGCUUCCAUUUUCCUACAGUCAGAACACUAUUCAAGGAUUACUCGGGAAAACUUGACAAAAAUACGCAGUGAAAUUAUUUGUAUUUAUGACAUGACUGAAUGAGAGAUCUAUUUUUUUGUUGUUUUCCCUCUGCUUAGUGAGGUACUAAGAGAUAUGAUGCACAUCUAUGUACAGUAUUUACUUCAUUGCAAACUGCUGUAUACAAGUGCAUGUUUAAGUUCAUACUUAAGAAUGUUUCCUUUUGAAAUAAAGGUUAAUUUAACAUUCUGCACUUGUGUGUUUGUA